CAGAUUCGGUGAUACUUUAUGUUGUACGAGAUGCAUCGAGCCUACCAGCCGAUUUUACCAUGUGGCAGCAAAUAUCUUCAGCUAAAAUGGGACACAGCAAAGUACGAAGAGCACAAGAAAAGGAUCCAAGCGGCAAAACCCUUAGUGGAUACGAGUGCCCCUGCAACAUGCAGCCACCUCCAUCUGAAGUUAGGGAAGCUGAAGUUGGAGGAAGAUCGGCUUUCGGUCAUCAGGAGAUACAACCGUUUGCUGCUGGAGAAGGUGUCCUGCAUCAUGAGAACCAAAGGACAAAUCGACAGCAAAAAUGAUUACGAGGCCAAAAGGUAA
This is a messenger RNA of Cygnus atratus (black swan), 327 nucleotides long. RefSeq names its product CFAP97 domain containing 2 (gene CFAP97D2). NCBI's taxonomy places the organism in Eukaryota, Metazoa, Chordata, Aves, Anseriformes, Anatidae. The transcript is spliced from 3 exons. The record is from RefSeq and is a predicted model, not a curated record. Bases 19 to 327 code for a protein of 102 amino acids.